Molecule: messenger RNA, 1221 nt
Organism: Penicillium crustosum
Lineage: Eukaryota; Fungi; Ascomycota; Eurotiomycetes; Eurotiales; Aspergillaceae
Exons: 2
Coding region: 1-1221 (406 amino acids)
Source: RefSeq, a predicted model, not a curated record
AUGGCGCCUUUACUCGCUACCUUAAUACCCCGCGAUUCUCGAUUCAAUCCAGCUACAACCUCGAAUGAAUUCAGGGAUCAAUAUAUCCACCCAGGCGAUAUUUUCAGUGUCCUACUCAUUUUGGGCGGUGAUGUCGUCGCUCGCGCUCUGGCGCAACUCGCAGAUGGCGGACUAACGCCUUUCACGUUCUCAUUUGGAUGGGUAGCUUAUUCCGUCUCCGCGCUUGUCUCUGCCGUUGGCGAAAACAAGCUUAUGCCACAGAGCCCAGAUUGCCAAUGCAAAGUCAUCAACGGCAAGAACGGACAAAUAAGAAACAAUUCGAGCUGGGUUCUAGGCAGAAUUGUGCGCGAUUUUGAGAUAUGGAGCGACCUUGCGACCAAGCAAAAGACUAGAGAGCUCUUGACCACAAAGUGGAUCGAGAUGAAAGCCCGAGAUACGGAUGCAGAGGAGCCAACAAGAGCUGGCCUUGUUGUUACUAUCUAUAAGCCAAGUGACACAAGUCGUGCUGGCGUAGCAAAGCGCGAUAUGGUCUACUGGAGCGGCUUGCUUGUCUUGGUAGUUCAGCUGGGAAUCGCAGCUAUACCCUGUGGACUGUUUGGCGAUUGGGGUAUUUUGUUAAUCACAGUGUGUGGUAAUGCGCUUGCCAUUGCCACGGGCCUUCUCCCACAAUGGAAGAAGGAAAAGUGGGCAUGUCGGACUAAGUCUAAAGAGACCUAUGUUCUUACUAGAGGCAACGGCGCCCAACAUGCUAUCGUCAUCCUAGGUAAUAAACAUGGCUUGAAUCUUGAAGAUUUGGCAUCGGGGCAGAGCAACAUUGAUGCCUCUACUAAUAAUCUUACCCGAAUUAUUCUUCUAAUACUCUCGACUCUUUGGGUUCUUUUUCUUAUCGCCGCAUCGGGUCUAAAGACGAACACUUGGUUUCUUCUUGGCAUCGGUGCUAUCGGCAUUGUUCAAAAUGUUUUUGUUGCUGGUUGGAAUAGGCGACCAGAAAAUUUUGGCAUCCCUCUUGAUUUUAUAGAUGUCUUUGGCCAAACGAAAGUGAUGGAAACACUACAGGACGUUGAAAAAAGCUAUCAGUAUUUAGGUCAGAGCAUGCUGCAAGAGUUUUUCUCUAGAAAGCUUCGUCCAGACGAAGAAGAAGAGUGGGAACAGAUCAACAAAUCUCAUGAAGCUAGAAGGCUCCGGGCUCAACAGCAGCAAGCUCAAUACCCUCAAGCUUAG